This is a messenger RNA of Myripristis murdjan (pinecone soldierfish), 1236 nucleotides long. Its product is annotated as low affinity immunoglobulin gamma Fc region receptor II-like. The coding region runs from base 169 to 909 and encodes 246 amino acids. Gene Ontology annotation, cellular component: external side of plasma membrane. Gene Ontology annotation, molecular function: transmembrane signaling receptor activity. Lineage: Eukaryota; Metazoa; Chordata; Actinopteri; Holocentriformes; Holocentridae. The transcript is spliced from 8 exons. Gene Ontology annotation, biological process: cell surface receptor signaling pathway; immune response. The record is from RefSeq and is a predicted model, not a curated record.
CUAUAAGGCUGUAGCAGCUCUGCCUUUGAGCACGUCGGCAACAUCAAGACUUCAACCUGCUGCUGCGUCAAAACCAGAAGUGAGCUGCACAGGAAGAGGAGGUCCUCCCCUCCAUCAGACCUGAGCUGAUGUUCAGUCUGACAUUCAGACAGUCAGCAGCAAGACAGCAUGGAGGUCACAGCUGUCUGCCUCACACUGGUGAUGAAAGUUUUGCUCCUGCGUAGUUCCUCUGCUCAGAACAGCGAUCUAGUUUCUCUUCAUGUUGAUCCCAGCAGACUGCAGCUCUUCCUGUAUGAGUCCGUCUCUUUCAGCUGCGAGGGUCUCGACGGCUCCGCUGAAUGGAGAGUGAUGAGGAAGAUCAAGAGGCUAAUUAACACCUGUCCCACCAACUGCAGCAUCAGAGCUGCCUACGCAGUGGAUGGUGGGAAAUACUGGUGUGAGAACGAGAACGGAGAGAGAGGCCAUGUUGUUAACGUCGUUGUCGCUGCUGGCUCUGUGAUCCUGGAGAGUCCUGUCCUUCCUGCGAUGGAGGGAAGUGACGUCACUCUGCGCUGCAGGAACAAGACGACUCCCUCCAACCUCACAGCUGAUUUCUAUAAAGAUGACUUCCUCAUCAGGACCGGCUCAACAGGAAAGAUGACCAUCCACAGUGUCUCCAAGUCUGAUGAAGGUUUCUACAAGUGCAGCGUCUCUGACUUUGAAGAAUCCCCAGAGAGCUGGCUGGCUGUCAGAGUGUUUCAUGAGGAGACUCAGGGCUGUCCUCCUGCCCACCUCCUGAUAAAGACGGUCCUCACCAGUUUAUUGAUGACAGCGCUGGUGGUGAUCGGACUGCUUCACUGUGGGAAACUCAGAGGUCAGUGUUGUAGAGAGAAGAAAAGCUGUGAUGUCAUCGUGGAGGAUGCCAAGUAGGCAGGGAAGGACAACACCUGCCAAUCAUCUGUUGCCACAUGACCUGCUGUAUUUCAGUGGCACAGCCAUCUAGUGGCCAACACUGGGACUGCAAUCUUGUCUGUGUUAUGAAGCCAUUAUGAUCAGAUGUGAUCCAUGAUGAUAUUGAGGAAAGAUGAGAAAAUGUUUGUAUGUUUCCCUGUGUUCACCUCUGUUUCUGUCACUGUCUGUUAUAUCUGUAGUUAUUUUACCUGAUUAAUUUCUUUCUUGUUUGUUUUGUGACUUAUACUGUAUUUGUAAAGAGAGAACCAGGUCUGUAUCACAACAGGAGAGAAGUAAAAACAGAUA